Molecule: messenger RNA, 2802 nt
Organism: Cuscuta campestris
Lineage: Eukaryota; Viridiplantae; Streptophyta; Magnoliopsida; Solanales; Convolvulaceae
Source: the annotation of a GenBank genome assembly
AUAUGUCAUUUGGUCUGUUCAGAUGCAUUUUGAUUUACUUUCUUUAAAGUGAUUAAACGAAAUCACACUUUUGGUGUUGUUUUCUUCAAAUAGCACCAAAAGAUUACAUCUUUUGCUAAGCAGAUUAACUGCCUCCAACUUCUUGGAGUUCUGGAUAUAGAUCUUUGAGUCUUUACUACAGGUAAUGAAGAAUCAGUGUGUAUGAACAACUAUUAUUGUCCUCAAAUAAUUACGGAGUAUAACUGAAGAAAUACUCAAAGAUAAAGCAACUAGCCACACGAAAUUACAAAUCCAUAGAGAAAAAUCAACUGCCAAGAAAUCGAGAAGCAACUAUGGAAUUUAAUCUAAUAUCAACCAUCAACAUAAACUCAAAAUGAAACUUUUGAAUCUUUUUGAAUACCAUACUGAACAACAAACUAUCAAGAAAUCAAGAUCCAAAUAUAAAAUCUCAAAAGAAAAAAAUUCAAAAUUCCAACUCAGGACUCAUGGUUUUAAAAGGCGAAAAAGGCGGUCCGCCCUGAGGCGCUCGAUUUGGCUUGAAAGGAUGCCCAUGAUGAUUCUAAAAUAUUAGGUUGGGAGAAAUUUCUCUUUGGCCGGAAAUUUCAAAGUUUUGGAUUGCAAAUCUUUUUUUCUGGCCGGUUCUGCGGCGGUAAUUUGGGCAGGAAAACGCAGGAUAGGAAUGGUGGGGUAGUGGUAAAGUGGUGGUAUUUUGGGAAAGUCAAUGUAAAUUUCAACUUUUAUUAAACUCCGUGCCCGGUCGAAGCGGGACCAUUAAUUUUGGACAGAGGGAGUAUAUAAUUGGAAUAUGACCACCAUUAUGAAGCUGAAUUAGGAUAUUGCUAGUAAAAAUUAUGUACCAUGGGUUAAGUGGAACCACGAUAUGCACAUUAAAGGGGCUGAUUUUUUGGAACUGUAUUCCAAGUAAGGACUCCUAGAAAGAUAUGAUCAGAAUUAAAGCGUUUUUAGGUCAAUGCCUAUUAAUAAAGAGUGUUGCGUGAAAGAUGGAUAUGAUUGGCUUUAGGAACUCGCUCCUCUAAAGUUCCAGGUGGUGGUAUGGCUUUGUGAUAUGGCUUUGCAUGCGAAGAUGAUUACAAACUAAGGAUAGACUAGUGAGAUUAUUGCCUAUUGAUAUGAGAUAUGAUUUAUGUGAGGAAGAGAUUGAAACUACCAAACAUCUAUUUUGGAGCUAUCAUUUUGCACAGAGGGUUUAUCAGCUGGUAUUUGAUUGUGAAAGAUACACUCAAAUUAGAUGGCCUCUCUUACACUCAAGAUGCAUGAGCAAAAUGGUUUCACCAUUUUGCAGCCAACCAUUAGAAGUAGUUGUUCAUUCCGAAGCUAUUUUUGGAUUUGAAAAAGAUUGUGAAAGAUAUACUCAAAUUAGAUGGCAUCUCUUACUAAUUUAAUAUCACGAAGCCUCGUAAGAAAUUUUGUGAUCGGCCACACAAGAACAUUCCCAAGAUGCAUGAGCAACAUGCCCGAGAAUACGGUGUAUGGUGGUCCCAAGCUGCAGGACCCAAACAAAAGAACAACACUAGCCACUCUGAGACAGAAACAUCAGAAGGGAGAGCCCAUAACCAUGGUGACUGCGUACGACUACCCUUCUGCGGUGCAUCUUGACAUGGCCGGGAUUGACAUAUGUCUUGUGGGCGACUCUGCUGCCAUGGUGGUUCACGGCCAUGACACCACUCUGCCCAUCACCCUUGACGAGAUGCUUGUGCAUUGUCGAGCUGUUGCCAAAGGGGCUAAAUGCCCUUUCCUUGUUUGUGACCUCCCUUUCGGUAGCUACGAGUCAAGCACCACUCAGGCUGUUAAUGCAGCGGUGAGGGUAUUGAAGGAAGGAGCGAUGGAUGCUAUCAAGUUGGAAGCUGGCGCACCAUCCAGAAUUACAGCGGCUAAAGCCAUUGUUGAAUCAGGAAUUGCUGUUAUGGGGCAUGUUGGACUUACCCCUCAGGCGAUAAGUGUUCUUGGAGGAUUUAGGCCCCAAGGUAGAAAUGUCUCUAGUGCAGUCAAGGUUUUAGAAACUGCAUUGGCUUUCCAAGAAGCAGGGUGCUUUGCCGUUGUCUUAGAAUGUGUGCCACCACAAGUGGCAGCGGCCACAACAUCUGCUCUUAAGAUUCCCACCAUAGGCAUUGGCGCUGGACCCUUCUGCAGCGGUCAGGUUCUAGUUUAUCAUGAUUUAGUUGGGAUGAUGCAACAUCCACAUCACGCCAAGGUUACUCCCAAGUUCUGCAAACAAUUCGGCAAUGUCGGGGAUGAAGUCAACAGAGCACUUUUGAAAUACAAGGAAGAAGUGACAAACGGUUCUUUCCCCGGUGCUGCAUACAGCCCGUAUAAAAUCAGCCCCACUGACAUGGAUGGUUUCCUGCAACAGCUACAGAAGUUGGGCUUCGACGAUGCAGCAUCUGCAGCAGCAAAAGCCUCAGCCGAGAUCAUUGAGACUCUGCCACCCAAAUGAUUAGGGAAAGCUGGAAGGUAAUUUCAUUUAAAGACUCUCCCAUGGGGCUAUGGAAAGUUAUGAAUGUGACUUGGGAUGAUGACCACAAAAUGCACCAUGUCAGCUGCUGGCUCGUCUUUAGCCUACAUGUUCCAUCUCCACUUUCGGGCUUUUCAUCUUCUUCCCCCCCCCCUUCAUGUCUUGGUUUCGAUGCGAAAUUGGGCUAAGAGCGUUUACAAUGGGGCGGAUUCUUGCCCGCCCCAUUGUAAGUGUUCCAAGGCCCGCGAGACUUUGAUAUCUUAACAACUGAAUGCAACGAUUUUGUUAAACAUAUACUCCCUCCGUUUUAAAAAACAUUUCAUGUUUAU